This is a messenger RNA of Ostrea edulis (European flat oyster), 7492 nucleotides long. RefSeq names its product macrophage mannose receptor 1-like. Bases 147 to 5876 code for a protein of 1909 amino acids. Gene Ontology annotation, molecular function: signaling receptor activity; calcium ion binding. NCBI's taxonomy places the organism in Eukaryota, Metazoa, Mollusca, Bivalvia, Ostreida, Ostreidae. The transcript is spliced from 42 exons. The record is from RefSeq and is a predicted model, not a curated record.
AAUGCAUCAAAUUGUAAGUAGUGUCGCUUAUACCAAGUGCCUAUAUUAACCGAGAAAGAUUUGCGAGGAAUAAUAAGCUGUAUGUUGCGUAGGAUAGUAAAAUUAGAUAUUUUGCAAUACAUAGGCGUAGCCAAAAACGGAUUACAAUGAACCUUAAGAAGAAAAGUGAACACAUAACCAUGGAAAUGCUCCUUAUUUCUGUCCUCUGGAUAAUUUUCUUAACACAUAUAAAUGGUCAAAGGAUAACCUCCAUCAACAUCACAAUGAAAAAUAUCACCAAAACGGAAGGGGCGUCCGCCGAAUUCAACUGCGAUGUACUUGGAGACAAUUUAACUGACUAUAAAUGGUUUAAAAACGAUCAGGAAAUUUCAAUGGAUGAUGGUCGAACUACCAUAUUGCCCAAUCAGAAGGGUGGAAAAUUAUCCAUCCAAAACUUGAAUUUGCAAGACGUCGGUUGGUACACUUGUCAAGGCAACGAUGGUAAAGAAAACAUUCAAACGAAAGGAUUCCUCAUGGUUAAGACAGCUGAUUGCUACAGGAAUACGCUGGGGCGCUGGUACAUCGGCAAAGUGAAUAUAACGAUAUCGGGAAGAGUGUGUCAGCCUUGGGGGACACAGACUCCUCACAGACAUAGGUUUGGCUGGUUAUACACUGAGAAAAACUACUGUCGUAACCCGGAUGACGAAUCAGUGGGUCCAUGGUGCUACACAAUGGAUACAUACAAGCGUUGGGAAAGUUGUGGACUAAAGAAAUGCACUGAUGAAUUUGACUUGUGCUCCUCCAUGCCGUGUCAAAAUGGUGGCACAUGUAAUAGUAUUGAACUGAACGAUAAUAGCAAAAAACUUCAAACGUAUAACUGCACAUGUCGACCAGGAUGGACAGGGAAAACCUGCAAGGAAAGAGUUCCAUGGUCGGCGUGUAACAUCUCACCUUGUAAAAACGGAGGGACGUGUAUUGAAAGUAAGACCAGUUUCACUUGUCGAUGUCCCUCGGGAUAUAUUGGACCCACCUGUGGAAUAAGCCUGAAAACUGAUCUCUGUGACUCCCAAAAUUAUUGGAAUCAUUAUGGCAAUCAAUGUUAUAAAGUUUUUGACACAAAGCUGUCCUGGGAAGAUGCUGUAAACAUGUGCAGAUUUAUGGAUGCUGAACUACCAGUCGUUAUGAAAGCAAAUAUUCAACAAGCACUGACCAAUAUAUCAUCUAUUGUGCAAGCAGAUUUGUGGACAGGAAUAACAUCGCACCAGGGGGUGUGGGUUGACAGCCAAUACAAGAGUGUGAAUUUGCCAAAGUUUUACUGGACUUUUGGGGCAUCCGUCAGUCCAACCAACGACACCUGUAUUGUUGUAAAAGAAAGUAAAGACUCAUUGAACUGGGUAACGCAAGACUGCAAAUUGAAAAACUUUUUCGCCUGUUCAAGACCCGAAGGUACCUGUCCAUCCGGAUGGGUAUUCCAUCAGCGUAUCUGUUAUAAGUAUAUCAACACCUUACAGACGUCGUGGUAUAACGCCGGAGAUUAUUGCAGAAAUAUGGAUUCCAUUCUUCUUGACAUUCCAGAUUUUGAUGUACAAAUAUUUGUUCACAACCUUGUUCAAAGACAAGAGUCUGGGAUCGAGAAUGAUAAUCGCCUCUGGUUGAAUCUUAAAAAAAAUUCAUAUGGUGACUGGAUAUGGGAUUCCAGAAGUAUACAACCUGCGUAUACAAACUGGUUUAAUGACACAAAGAACAUCGGAUUCGAUUGCGCCUACAUCGAUGUAGGUAGAAAUGGUAAAUGGUUCGCGGACAUCCCCUGUACGUCAGCAGUCAGUACCCUGUGUUACAUGGAAGUCGGUUCUGCGAACUGGAAAAAAAAUAUGAUGAAGGAUGAAAACAAAGGAAACAAAACAUUGUCUGAGUGUGGAGAGGAAUGGACAGAUUCCCCAAAUGGCGACUCUUGCUAUCUGCUUCAAAAAGAAAUGUUCACGUGGUCAGUAGCAGAGGAUAAUUGUACCAAAGUCGGCGCUCACCUACUUAGCAUAGAUAACGCCCGAGAACAGGGAUACAUCACUGGUUUUCUACAAUCCUCCACCGAGUACGUCACAGUAUGGAUUGGAGCGAAUUCUCGUGGUGAAGGAAAGGGAUUUAGUUGGAGCGAUGGGUCACCCUUUUCAUUCUACAAUUGGUUUCCCGAGCAACCUGAUGGACAAAUGUCUGGAACGGAAGAAUGUGUUGCAAUGUUUUCAAGGAAUGGAAAAUGGUCAGAUGUGUCAUGUAGUCAAAGACAUUCCUCCAUCUGCGAAAAACGGCGACCAUCAAGAACUAUCGCAACAACAUCCCCUCCAACAAACAAUGGAAGUGGAAAGAUUUGUCCUGAUGGCUGGAAGUCUUAUAAAGAUAAUUGUUUCUUGGUUGAAAGACAGAAAAUGACGUGGAAUGAGGCAAGUCAGUUCUGCAGAAACAACAACGGUUUUCUGGCAUCAGUGGUUGACCAAGCUGAGCAGAACUUCUUGUUUAGUCAACUUCCUUCCGAUUACUGUUUUAAUGUCCACCCAAACGAUACACACUGUUCUGAGAUGGCUGCCGCUGGUAAAUGUACGGAUGAUUUAUUGUAUAUGGUAAAACAGUGCCCAGCCGCCUGCAAGAAAUGCAACAGAAAUUGCACGGACGUUCUUGAUACUGAGAACUGUCAAGCAUAUGCAUCACAAAACGGUUGUGAGAAUAAUCCAGAAUGGAUGGUAAAUCAUUGUGGAAAAACAUGUGGCGCUUGUAAUGCAGUGAUUUAUGGAGGAUUUUGGAUAGGCCUCAGAGAUCUAACUGGUAACACUUUUACGUGGGAAAAUCACGAUGAAGUCUCCUUUAGUCUCUGGAGAGAAGCAGAGCCCCAGGGAUAUAUUAGUAAUCAAGAAGGUUGUACUGCAAUGGCUUAUAGUAAUGGCCUUUGGUUUGAUCGAAAAUGCGACUGGAUUAUGCCGGGUUUGAUUUGCAAAGCUCCAAAGCAGAAAAAGGGAAUAACAUCAUAUCCCGGUUGCAGGGAGAAUUAUGUAAGCUACGCAUCAAUGUGCUACAAAUUCAGUACUGAAGAAGUCACAUGGAGUGAAGCUCAAGCUCGAUGUGAAACACAACAUGGACAUUUAGCUACCGUCAAUAAUCAGUAUGUUCAAGCUUUUUUGUCAAGUCAACUAAUCGGAAAGAAUGGAAACUUUUGGAUAGGAUACAAGGAAACAAAGUCCAAUGAUACCAUAACGAUGUGGAAUAGUGGGCACGUUGUUGACUUCCGAUUUGGUGAUGUUCUUGAUUCAACCUCAUUCGACUUGGCUGAAGGUUGUGCUGCUAUGACUACAACAAUUCCUGCUGGAAUAUGGUCGUUCAAAAACUGUACAACGAAACAGAAUUACGUUUGUGAGAACCUACGGGACGGAUAUACCACUUCUACAGUUCCUACCACAACAACCCCGCCUUUGAUAUGUCCAAGUGAAUGGUUGACCAUCAAUAAUCAUUGCUUUAAGGUAUUUGGAGAUAAUUUAAGCUGGACAAGAGCACGAGCCUACUGUCGAGGAAUCGGGGCGGAUCUAGCUAGUAUUCAUUCUUAUUCAGAAUCUACACAACUUUCAACGAUAACUUAUGGGAUAAGUUCUAAUGAUUUCUGGUUUGGACUCAAUGACAGAGAAAAGGAGAGUGAUUGGCGAUGGUCGGAUGGAACGCCGUCAGAUUAUACAAGAUGGAUGUCGUCCCAACCAGAUAAUUGGCAGGGUAAUGAGAAUUGUGGCACAUACAAACGUUCAAAUAGACGUUUUAAUGAUCGUUUUUGUGCAGUGAGGCUUCCAUUCAUUUGCAAAGUGAAGAAAGGUGGUGUGAUAAAAGACCAGUUUCAACUUCCAACUUUGGAAAAAUGUGACGAUGAGGAUUUCGUACGCUUUAACGGUUCCUGUUAUAAAAUAAAUAAAACGAAAACAAGUUUCCACCAGGCACAGAAAAUCUGUAGACAGAACGAUGCGGAGUUAGCGAGUAUUCACAGCCAGGAAGAAAACAUUUUCCUAUCAGACAUUUCAUGGGAAGUGUUGUGGAUAGGUCUAGUAAGAUCACAGAAUGAUGGAUUUCGAUGGACGGAUGCUACACCAGUGGACUUCACAAGGUGGUCUCCUGGUGAACCAAAUGAUCAUCUGGGAUUGGAAGGUUGUUCUCAUAUUAAAAAAGGUGGAAUGUGGAAUGACAUCAAUUGUGGAACUGAAAUAGCAGGAUUCAUCUGCAAGAAACGAAAAGCUAGCGAUUCUGGAAAGACAUCCUCUGUGGUUAUAAAAGGGGGGUGUCCAUCGCAGUACAUUCCAUCACCAUACAAUAGUAAAUGCUAUAAGUUAGUGACAAAUGCGAAAAGUUGGUCAAACGCAAAAUCUGAUUGCAAAACGACGAAAGGUGGAUCAAUGUUAUCCGUUGGUGACCAAAUAGAACAAGAGUUUGUUACAAGCAUGCUGAAAGACAUAAAACAGUCUAUCUGGAUCGGACUUAGGAAAGUCGGCAGCACAUUCGUGUGGGAAAAUAACCAGGAAGUAAAAUUUACCAACUGGGGUUCUGGAGAACCAUCGGGAUAUUCAUAUGGACAAAGCAGAUAUUGUGCUGUAGUGCAAAGUAAAUUUGGCGUAAAAACAGGAAAAUGGAAAACAACACGUUGUUCGGAUUCUAAAGGCUAUAUCUGUGAAACACUGAAAGAUCCAACCAUUGCGGUAAAUACAACAACGCAGUGCCCCUCUAAUUACAUACAGUAUAAAAGGAGUUGCUACAAGUUCUACAGUGACAUCACUCUUGAUUGGGAUUCAGCUGACCACCACUGCAGGCUUGACAAUGGGACUCUGGCUUCCAUUUCUACAGUUUACGAAUUUGGAUUCAUUCAAGCUAUUGGACUGCAGUUCAAUAUGAAGACCUUUUGGAUUGGGCUAAGAAAAGCAAAUACUUCAGCUCUUUAUCAAUGGAGUAAUGGCUUGUCAUACCUUUAUACGAACUGGAAUAAGUCUGAACCUUCCCAGAAACUAGGGUAUGACUGCGUUCUAUCUCAUGACAACAAAUGGAAGGAUAUGCCUUGUAAAAGCCGUUUGCCCUACCUGUGUGAAAAGAGUCUUGAUAAACUACCUUUGCCACCACCGACGGAGUGUCCCACGACAGCCUACGCAUUCAAUGGAGCCUGUUAUCACGUGGAACUCAAACAAAAGGGAUCCUGGACAGAUGCCCAACAAAUGUGUCAAAAAUAUGGAAUGACUUUGGCCUCUAUUCAUUCGAUUGUUGAAAUAGAGCACCUCCGAGAGUUUGCAGUUCGUGAGGGCGCUACGAGAUCUGUUUGGAUCGGACUCUCACGAAGAAGAUUACCGUCAGAUCCUAUUGGAAAAGUUAACUUUUAUUGGUCGGAUAGAAGCACCGUCGAUUUUACUUACUGGAAUGCUGGCGAACCUAGUGACAGUUUGUUAAGCUCACAUGAAGAGUGCACUGAGAUGUAUGUUGACGGUACUUGGAAUGAUGCUGCUUGUAGUAAAAGUUUAGGAUUUGUCUGUAAAGACGAUAUGUCAAAGAAGAUGGAGGUAACAACCGUUGUGAAUGACGUCACAAACGCCACUACCUCGACAGAUGCUAACACUACUGCAAGUUUCAACCACACCACUCAGUCGUUUUCUUCCACAACUCUGAGAGCAGUGAAAUCACCUUUAGCCAGCAGUACAGAAAAAAAGCCCAAACUUAUUUUCGCUAUUGUUGGUGUGUGCAUUGGACUUCUGAUACUGACUCUCGCUGCAGGGACUAUUGGUUACGCCAUCAAGAAGCGAAAACGUUCAGCGUCAUCUGGAGAGGUGGCAUCACCUGGUUUUGAAAAUGCUAUGUAUCGUAAAGACUCCGGGAUUUUAUCCAUCACCGAUUCUUAAAAAAACAAUUCCAAAUCUUGAACAAUUUUUAUAAAAUUGUAAAUUAUGGGUUUUUUUUUUUUUCGUUCUUCUAGAUACCCUUAUAUUUACGUACGAAAUAUAUCGUAUAAUUAUUAUUUCAAAAUAAUGUCGCUUUAAUGAAACUAAGUACUUAUAUGUCUCAGUCAUUGAUGGUCUUGGGGCAUGUUUUUGUCCUCAUUCUCUGUCCAUAAUGUUAACCUUAGUCGUAACUCUAAAACUAUUGAAUAUCAAUAUCACUGAAUAUGUAAUCAAUAUGAUAACAAUAAAGUGAUGUUGAUAUAUUCCCACAUUUAUGUAGCAACAUUCCAUUAUCACCUGCAUAUGGUGUUUAUAUAUCUCAACUGAUUCGAUAUGCAAGAUCUUGUUCUGGGUAUAGUCAGUUUUUAAAUCGAGGUAAGCUCCUGACAAACAAGUUGAUGGUACAGGGAUUUCAACAGUCUCGAUUGAAGUCAGCAUUUCGCAAAUUCUAUGGUCGUUAUAACGAUCUAGUUCGUCAUUACAACCUCCCAUUGGGUCAAAUGCUGUCUGGCGUGUUUCAUACCGACUGUUAAGCCGUUCUUGGCACACUGAUUUUGACUGCGGAUGGCUCCGUUUACCUGGUCGGGAUAUGGGGCUCACGGCGGGUGUGACCGGUCAACAGGGGGUGCUCACUCCUCCUAGGCACCUGAUCCCACCUUUGGUGUGUCCAGGGGUCCGUGUUUGCCCAACUAUCUAUUUUGUAUUGCUUGUAGGAGUUAUGAGAUUGAUCACUGUUCGUUAUCUUCACCUUACAUUGAAACGAUGUAGCUGACAACGACGUAAGUAAUGAAAUAUGGAUAAAUUAUGAUAUCGAAAAGAGACCGUUAAAACAUUCUCAAUAUCAAUAUGAAUAUUGCAGUAUGAAACAUUCAACCCUUCAACACUUUACACCACCAUUCCUAACGAUGAAUUGAAGACUAGGCUUUUUGGGAUCACAGACAACUACUUUUUCAACUAUACUUCUUCAAUAGAAACUCAGAAAUAUUUAUAUCUUCUGAUUAGUCAACUAAACAAAGCACCUUCAAUAACUCUCUUAAACAUCAUUUUGAUUCUACGCUUACGUAUUCUGAAGUUCAUAUGAGAAAGAUGCUAAGAGUUCUUCAAUGACACCGUCUAAAUAGUCUUUGGAGAUCAGGUCUACCAACGUCUUUUGGAAUUCUCAUGGGAACAAUUUACCUGAUCUGUUGUAUUUGUGUUAUUUUGAGGCAGAAUUUCUUUAAAGGAAUCUACAACAGAAAAAAUAUCUCGCUGUUGCCUUCAACUUUAGGUUCAUCGGCGACGUUUCAUCCAUUGAAAAUAUUUCCUUUCAUGCAUAUGUCCAUUCGAUAUAUUCCGGUAAACUUGAAAUAAAAGAUACUACCCGGUUUUCAAUAUGCGCUUCAUAUUUGGAUACUUGACUGAACAUGGAUGUUGGCGGCGGACUACCGACUCAACUUUGUAACAAACGGGUUGGCUACAGUUUCUCCAUUGUCGGCUUCCCGUGUUUGUGUGGUAGUAUUCCAUUAUAACAUUAUGUUUUUAUGUCUCUCAACUUGGUCAAUUCUUAAUUUUUAAGAUUAAAAGAUUUAUCGCUGAUA